ACUUGAACGCAGCAGAGGUCCUCCUCUGUUAGUUAAUGCUGUGGCUUUUAAUCCUCUUUGACAGUUGGGGAGAGCUGGCCCAAGUGGACGCUGGAUCGGUUCAAUUACCAGAGUUUAACUUUAAGAACAUAAAGUUUGAAAUGUUUCACAUGGAACUAAACAGCGCGGCUCCUGAACACGACCGCUCCGGUUAAGUUUCUGGAAGAGAACCGCUGGACAGCUGCGACGUCCACCCGCCCGCAGAGACAUGGCUGCGGUCUCCUCUGACUCCCUGUCCGACUGAGGAUGGAAAGGUGUGUGCGCAUAACCCCGAACUCGCUCGCCCUGGUGCUGUCACGGGCUGGCCGAGAAGAAGCCCGAGAGGACACCGCAUCCUCCUCGCCCGCAAAGCCGCAGCAUCACAGCGGGUACGAGGUCUUCGCGAGCUUCAAAGCCGCUAACAUGCGACACUUCUGGAACAAGGCGCUGGUGCACGCGCUCGCGGAGGUCUUCUUCCUCGGCUGGAUGGAGGAACAGGUGCUGCUGGUCCGGGGGAGGGAGGCGCACCUGCAGGUCCUCAGGAACGGCUGGAUGAGGAGGACGCUGGAACCUCCACGGGGCUUUGACAUCAAGUGUGUGGGUGAUGUGUCUCCGAUCAGUAUGUCACCCAUCAGCCAGUCGCAGUUCAUUCCGCUGGGGGAAAUCUUGUGCUUGGCCAUUUCUGCUAUGAAUGCUGCCCACAAGCCUGUCAACCAGGAGGCUCUGGUGGAGCACCUUACUGCCAGCUUUCCAGGCGUGCCUACACCUAGCUCAGAGGUUUUGCGACACACUCUGAACAUGCUGGUACGAGAGAGGAAGAUAUACCCAACUCCAGAGGGCUACUUCAUUGUCACACCUCAGACAUACUUCAUCACUCCCUCCCUAAUCAGAACAAACAACAAAUGGUAUCAUCUGGAGGAUCGCCUACCAGACCGUCAGCAGCAGCAGCAGACGCAACCUCAGCAUUGCACUUCACCUCAAUCUGGCAGCGUCACACCAUCCACACCUGGCUGCCUAAGAGAAAGGCCUCCUCGCAAGAAUCACAGUGACUCAUACAAUUCUUAUCGGGAAGACUCGUCCAGACUGCAUGCCCCUGUGCUCCAGAAUAAGCCACCCAAGGAACACAAAGGGGAAUCUGGUCAAAAUAAGCCACCCAAGGAUCACAAUGGCGGUGAGACUGUACCAAGCACGUCAGCCAAGGAGCACAGAGGAGAGCCACCAUCUUAUCCCCACCCCCCACCUCCCACUUCCCCUCCUGUCCAGCCGUCACCACCUCAAGAUCCAGUUGAUAAAAGCAAAAGCAUCACUUCUUUCCAAUAUAAAACUGACACUCUAACCAAAAAGAAAGAAGGAAGUGGUGGUGGUGGGGGAACUGGCGAGAAGCAAUCUAAAAGAUUUGGACUCAGGCUUUUCAGACUGAGUUUCAAGAAGGACAAAAUGAAACAGUUGGCAACCUUCUCAGCCCAAUUCCCACCAGAGGAAUGGCCACUCCGUGACGAGGAUGUACCAACCACACCCAUUCCCCGUGAGGUUGAAAUGGAAAUAAUUCGCAGAAUCAAUCCUGACCUAACAGUGGAGAAUGUUGCAAGGCACACAGCAGUGAUGAAGAGGUUGGAGGAGGAGCGUACUCAGAAGAACAAAGCAGGGUCCUCUGCCCAGCACAGUGCACGCAGCAGAAGGGGCCGGGGCCAUCGGAGGGCCCCACAUGGUAAGUCGCGUUCGCACAGUAAACCCCGUACGUCCAGAGGAGACCCAUCCGAGGGAUCAAACUGGGAUCUUGUCUUCAUGGAAAGGGAUUACCGCUUCUUCAGCCACUCAUUAGUUCGCUCGCCUCGGGAGGCUAUGUACACCUUGGAGCGCAGACGAAGUGGAGGAGCUACGUACCUGGUUCACAGCAACCCCAAUAUUACAGAAUCGUACUGUCCUGUAACCCCUGAGUGGGAUGUGUCUGGGGAAUUAGCCAAAAGACGGACAGAGAUGCCCUUUCCUGAGCCUUCACGUGGAACAUGUCAGUCCAGAGUGCAAAGAAGUCACAGUCACAAUCAGGAUAGGAAGUCACGUCACGAUAGAUCAGAUCAGGCUAAAGAAAGAUCUCGGUCCAUGGACAACUCUCUCAAGGGCCCAUCGCUGGGUGCACCUGAAGACUUUGAACCUACUCUGGAGGAGCGUAGUCAUUACUACACUGAUGAUGGUACCUUGCGGGCCACACAGAAGUCCUCACAUUACUCAAGAAUCAUGUUUUCUGCUGCUAAGUUCCACUCCGAUUUUAAUGUGCCUGAUUUGGGAAAAGGGAGUUUGGAUGAUUCAAGGAUCCGGAGUACAAUAGAAAGGAACAAAAGCAGAGACAGCUUGCCUACAUACAAUGAGUUAAUGGGACUUUCUCCAAAGCCCUCAACAGAUGAGUACUUCCAGUGCAAUACAUCAAAUGAAACAAUCCUUACUGCCCCUUCGCCUCAGGCAAAAUCUGAAUAUGACACAUUAACCUCAUCAGGGGGACUCCGAAAGGGCUCUCCAGCUGACCGGCAAACUCCUCACCUUACCUCUCCUCAUACGAUGGAGUACAAAGAGGAGUUGUCAGCAGUGAAGGGACAGAGUGGCUCUGCACGGCUGACGCCAAGCCAGACACCGGAGCCAGCUCAAACUGCCCGUUUGACGCCACACCAACACAACGUGGAUCCUGGAGGGGGAGGAGGCAGUUUGGUGAUCAAGAGGAAAGAGAUCUUCAGCAAGGACACUUUGUUCAAACCUCCACAUAAUGCCUUGUCCACUGGCUACGUGGACAGCAGCUACACCAAGUCUGGCACAUUGCGGAAAGCCUCACAUGCCAAAUCAACAGAGGCCGUUGACAAUCCUGAGCCCCAGCAGCCUUCCAAUUCAAACACUUCCUCAACGUCACCUGCAGUCUUACAGAGCUGCUUAGAGCCAACAGUCCCCUCCGCCUCCUUUGACUAUUAUAAUGUAUCAGACGAUGAUGAUGAAGAAGAGGCAGAGGACGACUCGCACAAAGAGCUGGUGACGGCCGAGGACAGCAAAGACCAUGGGGAAGGGGGCGGUAAUAGUGGAGUCAGCGGUGGUGGUGGGGAGGGAACCAUGCAGUGGCUGCUGGAACGGGAUAAGGACCGUGAUCUGCAGCGGAAACUGGAGACCAACCUGACCCUUCUCAGUCCCAAAGAGACUGAGAACAGCAACAGCCAGAAGUCAGCCCACUCUGCCCGAUUGGACAGCAUGGACAGCAGCAGUGUGACGGUGGACAGUGGAUUUAACUCCCCCAGAACACGGGAAAGCCUUGCAUCCAACACAUCCAGCAUUGUGGAAAGCAAUAGACGGCAGAAUCCAGCGCUGAGCCCAGGCCACAUUGGCACUAGCAGUAUAGGACUGCCAUUCAGCUUUCGCGCCAUCCCGGAGCCGCCCACCACACAGCCUGAGAAACUCCAGAAAUCAUCGAACUGCCUGGCCUCCAUCACCAGCGUCUGACAAGCAGGGCAGACUGUGACAGUGGAGGUGAUGGAGUAGAGACGAGAGGCGGUCCGCCGUAUUCGUCUCUUGCUUUCUUCAGACAGAACAUACAUGAAAACUCUGUCUCUCACACACACUCACACAUCUUCAGACUCCUGAAGAUCCAUUUAAUGGGACUGUUAUGAAAACAGGCAUGGCUUCAAGAGACUGUUCCUGCAGCAUCAAGAACUUACCUGCAAAAAGGAGAAGAACAGAUUAUCAAGGCCGCAGUAGGAGCAGAAACCUACCUGAAGUACUUUGAUUUUGGUGACAUGGACUAUAGUUUGGCUUAUAUCAAGAUUCUUGAUUACUGGUAUUGGAAAGUAGUAGACUAUAGGUUUCAAGUUACAUUUGGAAAUAUCAAAAAAAAACUUUUUAUAUGGCUUAACAAUACAUGUCCAAUUAAAUGUUCUCCUUCCUGAAAUAGCGUUAAGUUCUUCAGGACGAUUUAAUGUAUCCGCACAAUGUCAAGAUAAUAGAAACUGAUCCUGAGAACAACGAAUGAAAGAUAUAAAACAUAAAUCAGCUCAGAUUUGUGUACCACAAUGCAAAUUAUGUAUGUAUACUCGAUACUUUUGAUAUCCUAAUUAUUAUAAUGGUGGUAUUAAAGAUGCUAUGUGACCAAGGUGAUGGUUUUAUGAACAAAAUACAUCUCACAUACCAAGAAUUAAGAUACGAGGAGUUUUAUAGUAAGACCACAUUUUAAAGUCAUCUGUUUGCAUUUUAAGGUUUUGUUUAAUUUAAGAGGUAUUUAAAUUUAGUAAAAAAAACAUAAUUCUUGAAAACUUUCAUGCUUCCUUUCAUGAAGGAUUGUGGGAUCUGUUGGCUGAAACUGAAUGAUAACCGAAGAACAGACCAAUGAAAACCCAAAAUGGAACAGCUGAAAUGUCCAAACCAAGCUUAUGAAAGCCCCAAAUGACUACAAUUAAAUUAGAUUCAUUUAAAAAAGACAAAGACAUAAAAGUUAUGUCACAUUCUGCACGCUUUUUACCAAAAAGGUUGCUACAAAGACUUAAUUCUCACUUUUUUUUUUUUUUUUCAGAUGACACAUUUCCAACUUAACUGCAUUUAAAACAAGUAAAUUGAACUCUGCGGUGUCCCUGUUCUUUCAUUCUUGUGUUUGCUUACUUUUCAUGACAGAAAUACACAAAUAAAAGAUGAGUUAGGGAUUUACGAGUUGGAAAAGUAGAUAAAUUAAGGAAUUAUGGGAAUGUUUAGUGUUUUUCCAAAGGAAAGUUUUUAUUAUUGACGAGGGUCAUUAUAAAAGCUGUUCCAAUCCUCCAAACAUUUUUCCUAUAAGCCAUUGUUUAAAAAAGGUAAUGAUUUAUUGUACGUGUCUGUAACAGUAAACAUUGUGAAUGUUCACCUGAUUACAGAUUCAAAAAGAAAAAGGACACCUGACAUCAUGAAGAAGCAGCUUGUGAAACCUAUCAUUUUGUAUAUUUUUGUUUAUUUACCUAAAUUGAUAAUAAAGUAGUAUUUUACAUUA
Molecule: messenger RNA, 5002 nt
Organism: Oryzias melastigma (Indian medaka)
Lineage: Eukaryota; Metazoa; Chordata; Actinopteri; Beloniformes; Adrianichthyidae
Gene: stox2a
Product: storkhead box 2a
Exons: 4
Coding region: 286-3492 (1068 amino acids)
Biological process (GO): positive regulation of transcription by RNA polymerase II
Cellular component (GO): nucleus; cytoplasm
Molecular function (GO): RNA polymerase II transcription regulatory region sequence-specific DNA binding; DNA-binding transcription activator activity, RNA polymerase II-specific
Source: RefSeq, a predicted model, not a curated record